AUGCAUUUUCAGCAGACCGAAUCCGCUGGCCCUGGCGCCGAACAAGACGUACCCAAGAUCUCCACCAAGGUCUUCACGAAGAAGUCGUCAAGUCUGCCAUUUGGGCAAGACCUUCCUCUCGAAUCUAUUAGCGGCCCUACCUACCUCACGGCGCAGACGCUCGUGCAGCAAGUCGCGUACACUCUCUCCGACAAGAUCUUCGCAUACUCAAACGAGUCAUUCGACCUGGAUGUAGCCGUCAAGCACUGGCAAGAGCAGGGCGAGAAGAAUGCUUUCGGAUAUGAAACGGGCAUUUCUUCGCUUGAGACAAGAACUGGGGCUGGCGCAAUCGCGCUGGGCUACAUCUUCUCAAGAGACUUCGACUUGAAGAAGCGCCACAUCCCGCAGUCCAUUUUGGCCUCUUCCUCCACGCUCGCCUACCUCCGUUCCUCCUUCGACCAGCUCUCCGCCCUAUACUCGGUCGCGAAUCCGCUUACCGCUCACAUCGCCGCUGUCGAUUACUCUGCCAAUUCCAACGCCGGGCUAGUCACCGACUAUGUCUCCUCACUCACACUUGCCGAAGAUUUGGGGCUUGGUCUCGUCUGCAGUCCCUCUGUCUUCGAAGCGCAGCAUAUGGCUCUCUUCGCGACUCUGCUUUCGAGCGUCCUCCCCACGGUGCAUACCUACGAUGGCAUCAGCGUCGGACGAGAGACAGCUAGAUUGGUUGAUACUAUGGAUCAGACUAGGCUACACAACAACUAUCAGGCGGUGUUGAAGGCUGUUUCUGAGGUCGACAAGAAGCAUUCGGACACUGAGGGACGCGUUCUACGCCUACUCCAAGCUUUCAACGACGAGCUUGGUGAAGAUUACAAGCUCUUCGACUACUAUGGUCACGAGGAGCCUGAGAGCGUCCUUGUGGUCUUUGGUACCGUCGAGGCCUCCUUGACUGCCCAGGUCGCCAAUGCCUUAUCCAAGGAUGGUGACAAGGUCGGUGUUAUCAAUGUCCGCGUCUACCGCCCAUUUGUGGAAGAAGCCUUCCUUGAGGCUCUCCCAAAAAGCACUCGUCGCAUUGCUGUUCUCGGCCAGGUCAAGGAUGAGGCUGCUGUGUUCGACUCUGCUGAGUACUCUAGGCUCUACUCAGACGUCUUGGCAGCAACUCAGUUCGCUUUCGACAGGAACGUUGAGGUCACAGAUGUCAAGUACUCUCGCGAGCAGGUUUGGACACCAAGCAAUAUCCUCGAUGUCUUCCGCCAGAUCCACGGCGAGAAGGCGCAGACCGAGGUGCGGUCGUACGUUGACAUUCUGAACACUACGGAUGUCAAGCAGUACACUUUCUGGGAUUUGGACGAAUCUUCGGCUGCUCAUGCCCCAGUCGUGCUUGGCAAGCUCCUAUCGCAUGACUCGUCGAAGAAUGUCUUCGUUCGCAGUGGUCACGACAAUCUCGUCCAGGGUGGUGUCACUCGCACUGACAUCCGCAAUGCGGAUUACACCAUUGAGGCUCCAUACUCCGUUGAGCAGGCCGACAUAGCUUUCAUUGGCGAUUUGACCAUCCUCCAGGAGUUCGACGUCCUGAACAGCGUCAAGCCUGACAGCUCUAUCAUCGUCAAACUUCCCGGCAUCAAGGAUGAAGAUCUAGAGACGAAGCUUUCCCCUGCAUUCCGCAAGGCGUUGGUCGACAAGGAUGUCGAACUCUUCGUGCUCGAUCCGACGCUAUCAGAGGCCUUAGCUGAGGAUGCUACCCUUGAGUCUUACCUGAUUCAGCUGGCGUUCUUGAAGGUUGCUCGCGAGGAUCUCCUGACCUCUGGUCUGUCCAAGUUAGCUGCUAUCAACGGUAGCUCUGAAGUCUUGGAGCAGCUUUCCCAGCAGCUGGAGAGCGCACUGCGCGAAGUCGAAGUGCCUGCCACAUGGGCCACCGUUGAAGAGGAUGUCGAGCCCAUUCGACUUCCCUCUGACAUCAAUGUCAACAGCUUUGCUCCCUUCGACCGCGUCGAAACAGAGCCUCCUACACUCCUAAAGGACUGGCAAAUUGCGGCCAAGGGUUUUGCUUUCAAGGAGGCUUUCGGUACUGAUACCCAAGUUCGUCCAGAUCUUGGUGUCAAGACUUCCAUCGUCACCGUCAAGGAGCACCGCCGCCUUACGCCUCUCACCUAUGACCGUAACAUCUUCCACAUCGAGUUUGAUCUCGGCAACUCCGGUGUCACAUAUGCCAUCGGUGAGGCUCUCGGCAUCCACGCAGAGAACGACAAGGUACACGUCGAAGAGUUCAUCAAGUGGUACGGCCUCAACCCCGACGAGAUUGUCGAAGUGCCAUCCCGUGAGGAUCCAAAUGUCCUGGUGAAUCGCACUGUCUACCAAUCUCUCAUGCAGAACGUCGAUAUCUUCGGUCGCCCACCAAAGCGCUUCUACGAAAGCCUUGCCGAGUUCGCGGAUGACGAGGGCGAGAAGAACGCAAUUCUAAAGCUUCUUAGCCCAGAGGGUGCGUCGGAAUUCAAGCGCCGCGCCGAAGUCGACUUCGUUACUUUUGCGGACAUUCUUCUUGAGUUCCCGUCUGCGCAUCCCUCUUUCCAUGACAUUGUCCGGAUUGUCAGUCCCAUGAAGCGCAGAGAGUACUCCAUCGCCUCCGCGCAAAAUGUUACUCCCAACAGCGUCGCCCUUCUCAUCGUAACUGUGAACUGGGUCGACCCCAAGGGCCGCGACCGUUUCGGCCAAGCAACGCGUUAUCUCAACGCGCUACAUGUCGGCGCACCAGUUACCGUAUCCGUCAAGCCGUCUGUCAUGAAACUACCCACCAAGACCACAGCCCCUAUCAUCAUGGCCGGUCUUGGAACAGGUCUAGCGCCUUUCCGCGCCUUUGUGCAAGAGCGCGCAUACCAGAAACAGCAGGGACAUGAGAUUGGCGAAGUCCUCCUCUACAUGGGCUCCCGCACUCAACGCGAAGAGUAUCUCUUCGGUGAGGAGUGGGAAGCCUAUCAAGAUGCCGGCAUUAUUACUCUCCUCGGCCGCGCCUUCUCUCGAGACCAGCCUCAGAAGAUCUAUAUUCAAGACAGGAUGCGAGAGACUCUCUCUGACAUUAGGAGAAGCUACAUCGAACAGGAAGGUUCGUUCUACCUUUGCGGACCCACAUGGCCGGUGCCGGACGUCACGGAGGUGCUACAGGAGGCCAUUGAGGUUGAACAUAAGUUCAAGAACCCGGGUGCGAAGAAGGUGGACUCGAGGAAGGAGAUUGAGAAACUCAAGGAUGAGGGGCGCUACGUGCUUGAAGUUUACUAG
This is a messenger RNA of Cucurbitaria berberidis CBS 394.84, 3249 nucleotides long. RefSeq names its product sulfite reductase-like protein alpha subunit. NCBI's taxonomy places the organism in Eukaryota, Fungi, Ascomycota, Dothideomycetes, Pleosporales, Cucurbitariaceae. Gene Ontology annotation, cellular component: cytosol. The transcript has a single exon. The record is from RefSeq and is a predicted model, not a curated record. Gene Ontology annotation, molecular function: oxidoreductase activity, acting on the aldehyde or oxo group of donors; FMN binding; flavin adenine dinucleotide binding. Bases 1 to 3249 code for a protein of 1082 amino acids.